AUGCUGCGCUCAGCUACCCCUCAGCAACGACGUACCAUGAGCGAUUCGCUCUCCCCACAGGAAGAGUCAUAUCAGAGUGUUACCGAGUCAGACAACCGUGUCAAUGGCUCUCUGCGGCGCAAAGGCUCCUUCAGCUUCUUGAGACGAAGCAAAUCUCGGGAAAGUUCGACCUCUAGAUCGAGUACGCCUGCCCGAAAAUUGAGCAAGAAGGACCGGUCGAGGGUACGCCAGCAAGAGAUGAUGCAGGAGCAGAUACCUUCCCCUCCACCUAGAAUACCUAUCAUUCCCCAUCCACCAGACCUACAAGGAUUUGGUGGCGAAGACACAAGGCCAGAUAGUGUAGCCAUCAUGUCGAAUCGAGCAGGAGGUUCAUUCAAAUAUAGGCUCGCACAGAAGUCAUCACAGGAAACGCUCGGUUCAGACAUGUACCGUGGAAUGCCAGUCCCGCCAGUCCCACCAAUCCCACCGAUCCCAGGAACAGCCACAUUCCCCAGAACCGAGAGCCUGGUACACCGAGGACGUUACAGCUACGCAAGCAGUGCCAUAAGUACAAUCAACAGUCCGAGGAAGAUCAGGCGGAGGAAAGAUCCUACUCCUUUCAACAUACUGAUAGUUGGUACGAAAAAUUCUGGCAAAACCUCCUUCCUCAACUUCCUCCAGAUCUCCCUUGCUCUGCCACUGUCGAAGCGGCGACAACAGUCUCGUGAUGAUGAUUACUUUAUCGUAUCACCCGCCUCUACUGGAGCUUUCUCAAACUUUACUUCCCAAUAUGUCGAGACAGAGAUCGAAGGCGAGCGGAUUGGAGUCACGCUUUGGGAUUCAGAAGGGCUCGAGGCGAAUGGAGUGGAUCUCCAGCUGCAGACCAUGACCACGUUUAUCGAGAGCAAAUUCGAAGACACUUUCAACGAAGAAAGCAAAGUGGCCCGUGCUCCAGGAUUGCGAGAUACCCACGUUCACUGUGUCUUCCUUGUCCUUGAUCCUCGCCGUCUGGACGCCAAUAUGGCCGCCGCCCAGAGAGCCAAUGAGAUCAAUGGUGUCAAGGAUAGGGCCAACUCCUUCGUCCGUGGCCGGCCAGAAAGUUCUGUUAGUGGCCUGGAUGAGAAUCUCGACUUGAACGUGUUACGUGCACUGAAGGGUAAAACGACGGUCGUUCCUGUAAUUGCCAAAGCCGACACCAUUACGUCUGCACACAUGGUACACCUCAAACGUGCAGUCUGGGACUCCCUGAAAUCGAAUGGCCUGGAGACUCUUGAAGCUAUCACUCAGAAUGAUGAUGAAGAUGAGGGAUCCAAUACCUCAGCCGAAGGCCCAAAGAACAAUCACCUCGACGAGCGAGAUGGAGAAGUAAUCAAGACUGAAGGGGACAAAUUUUCCAUAACCUCUGUGCUCUCCUCUUCCUCAGACUCCAGCUCUGCCUUCUCAGCAUCCGACUUUGACCUCGCCAAGCCCGGUAAACCCUCAAAAUUUUCUCCAGUACGCACUCCAUCUUCGCCAACUGUCCCUACGCCUCCACCGGCAGAACCUCCGGCGCUUCCCCUGUCGAUCAUCUCUCCUGACCCCUACGAGCCGGACGUCAUUGGGCGCAAGUUCCCCUGGGGUUUGGCAGAUCCCAUGAAUGCCGAGCAUUGCGAUUUUGUGAAGCUGAAGCAGACUGUUUUCACGGAAUGGAGGGGUGACCUGAGGGAGGCGAGCCGGCAGCUUUGGUAUGAGGGCUGGAGAACAAGUAGGCUGAACAAGAAGGCGAGACGCGAUGGAGGAUUGGUGGGCGAUGCGAGAACUCAGAUGUGGGCCAGUUGA
Messenger RNA from Letharia columbiana, 1797 nucleotides. RefSeq lists its product as uncharacterized. Gene Ontology annotation, cellular component: cytosol; cell division site; microtubule cytoskeleton. Gene Ontology annotation, biological process: cytoskeleton-dependent cytokinesis. NCBI's taxonomy places the organism in Eukaryota, Fungi, Ascomycota, Lecanoromycetes, Lecanorales, Parmeliaceae. The record is from RefSeq and is a predicted model, not a curated record. Gene Ontology annotation, molecular function: GTPase activity; molecular adaptor activity; GTP binding. Bases 1 to 1797 code for a protein of 598 amino acids. The transcript has 2 exons.